AUGAACUUUGCAUUUCAGCUGCCCAUAGAUCAGGGCGGUGGAGAAGGAAAAGCCAUGUACAUCGACACAGAGGGAACCUUCCGUCCAGAGAGGCUGCUGGCUGUAGCUGAGAAGUACGGGUUGGUGGGCAGCGACGUGCUGGAUAACGUGGCGUACGCCAGAGCCUUCAACACAGACCAUCAAACACAGCUGCUGUAUCAGGCCUCCGCGAUGAUGACUGAGUCCAGAUACGCUCUGCUGAUAGUAGACAGCGCUACUGCACUGUACAGGACAGAUUACUCCGGGCGAGGAGAGCUGUCUGCCCGUCAGGGGCAUCUGGGUCGGUUUUUACGCAUGCUGCUCCGUCUCGCUGAUGAG
Sinocyclocheilus anshuiensis is the source of this 357-nucleotide messenger RNA. RefSeq names its product DNA repair protein RAD51 homolog A-like. The transcript is spliced from 3 exons. Gene Ontology annotation, biological process: DNA strand invasion; mitotic recombination; DNA repair. NCBI's taxonomy places the organism in Eukaryota, Metazoa, Chordata, Actinopteri, Cypriniformes, Cyprinidae. Gene Ontology annotation, cellular component: condensed nuclear chromosome. The annotation marks the transcript as partial. Gene Ontology annotation, molecular function: ATP-dependent DNA damage sensor activity; double-stranded DNA binding; single-stranded DNA binding. The record is from RefSeq and is a predicted model, not a curated record.